AUGUUUACCUCACUGGGUUUGUUCAAUGCAAUCGAUUGCCCUGAAGGGAAGGAAUGCCAUCUUAUAAGUUGCAUAUUUUCUCACUUGGAUUCGAAGUCCAAAGAGCCACAACCGCAAACUCUACAAUCAGACACUCUGAAAGACGCCACCACUCAACAAGAGCCCGUGCCAAAGAGGAGAAAAUUUGAGCAUAACAGCAAAACCAGCACCAUCGAGAUACAAUUAGAACGAAAAGCACAGAGGUCCCACGAUGUAGAACCACGGCGAGAAGUCAGUAAACUUGGCUCUGUGACUAGAAAGGUCUCUCCCCCUCCGGCCAAAGCACGCCAAAAGGGAGAAGGAAAGGAAAAGCCCACAGUCACCGCAACUUCUGCUGGUCAGCCAUCAAAAGAUGGAACGCCUUCACUUCGGCGGAAAGUCCCCAAGGAGCCCUUGAAUCCACGAAUGCUCAUGAAAGCACCCGCACCCCACUCAGUGCGGUCAUCAAUCUUACAAAAGCUUCAUGCAGCCAUGUCGGCACUCAAUGAACAGAUGGUUAAAAUCAAAGACAAAGACAAAGACAAAGAAAAGUCCUCACUGGUACUUUCUGCGGACGAACUGGUUGUCAUGGCUCUGGACGAGGAGCACAAGGCGGCAAAGGAUAACCCGAAGGUGUAUGGAAACAUCGUCAAACUACGUAUCGUUAAAUUGCAAAAGAUGGCACUAGAGGACUGGGAGAGCGAGGUUUUGGCUCACCUUAAUACGCGAUAUUACAAGAUCGAGAAGCCAGAGUCCCCUCAGCAGGUGAAGCGAUUUACAACAAAUAUGGAAGUAGACGAGGAGAUUACCAUCGCACGAAUGUUGCGGACUGAGCUGAAGGGCAAAGAACAAUUUGGUUACAUUACAAAGGCACCUAGCCCAGAGGAAAUCGAACAAGCCAAGAAGGGCAUUGAGACUGCUCAAGGUUGGGAGAAAUGUGACCGAUGCGCCGGACGAUUUCAGGUAUUCCCUGGUCGGCGUGAGGAUGGCACCCUGGCUACAGGCGGUCGUUGCACUUACCAUCCAGGCAAAAUUAUACGUCCUGCCAGAAAAGCCACGGACCAUAUAACAGGCCAGGCUGAUGCAUAUUUUCCAUGCUGCAAUGAGACAGUCGGGACUUCCGCAGGAUGUACGAAAGCAGAACACCAUGUAUUCAAGGUUUCGGAAGGGAAGCGGUUGGCUGCUGUACUUCAAUUCGAAGAAACGCCUGCACAAGAGGACAAAGUUCCUCGAAAACCAGUCACUUUUGACUGUGAAAUGGCCUAUACAACUCUCGGCAUGGAACUAGUCCGUUUGACAGCCCUAAGUUGGCCCGAUGGGGAGAUGCUUCUCGACGUCCUAGUGAAACCCAUCGGAGAAAUUCUUGAUCUCAACUCGCGAUACUCCGGCAUUUUCCCAGAACACUACACAAAUGCGAUACCAUUCGGCACCCAAGUUCUUGAAAACAAAGCUGGGGUGGAAGAAGGAGAGAUAAUAUCUCCUUCAAUGCAGGUUGUAGACUCUCCUGCCAGAGCGCGGGCCCUCCUUUUCAAAUACCUAGAUCCGGAUACACCUUUGAUCGGACAUGCAAUUGAGAACGAUUUGAAUGCCGCGCGAAUCAUUCACCCAACUGUCAUUGAUACUGUACUAUUGUACCCACACCCCGAGCAUCUAUCCAAGUUACAUCUGGAUCGAGAUAUUCAGAUGGGCGGUGACAAGGGCCACGACUCAAAAGAAGACGCACUAGCAACUGGCGACUUGGUGAGGUUCAAGGUUGCUGAGAAAGCCCAAGUUUUGAAGCGUGCAGGAUGGACAUUCCAGCGCAAUCCAUGA
Talaromyces proteolyticus is the source of this 1830-nucleotide messenger RNA. Its product is annotated as putative RNA exonuclease Rex3. Gene Ontology annotation, molecular function: exonuclease activity; nucleic acid binding. NCBI's taxonomy places the organism in Eukaryota, Fungi, Ascomycota, Eurotiomycetes, Eurotiales, Trichocomaceae. The coding region runs from base 1 to 1830 and encodes 609 amino acids. Gene Ontology annotation, cellular component: nucleus. The record is from RefSeq and is a predicted model, not a curated record. The transcript has 2 exons.